AAGGUCGGUAGUCCAAAAUGGCGGACAAAACAAGAUAAUACAGUUAGAAAGAAAAAACGGGCAAGAUCGUCGAUAAUUCAAUGGAUACUCAAAACAAUUCUCAAAUAGUACAGAAGUAAUGGCUGGUGCAAGACCAGAUCUUUUCAAAUGGAAGCGACAAACUAAAUCGUCGCAUCACAGCCGUGGUGGUAUUCAAAGCUGGAUCAAGAAUGUGCAAAGAGCAUCGGAUGAAGCAGCCAAAGAGGUCUUUGGCGAGGGUUAUCAUGGCAUUCUCGAUGAUAUCUGUGUUGAUGAUGAUGCCCUGUCAGAAGCUCAAGACCUCUUAGAUUCGUGGGUGAAAGAGAAAACUCUCCAAUCUAUCCAACCAGAAUUAGAAUUUUUUGAUGAGAAAUGGAAUUCUAAUGCUAGAUUCCAUGCAAGACCACAGCAAGAGAGUUUGCCCUCUAAAACCACAGGUUUUGAGGUUUAUAGUGAUGGUACUUGUAAUGAUUCACCUAAAUAUAUUUUGCCAGGUGUUGACUUUGAUGAUGACUUAGAUGAGGAAAUUGCUGUCCARGAAGUUGUGCGCAAUAUGUUGGACAAGAAAGUGGUAAAAGACAAUCUAUUAAAGGAUCUUGGAUUUGAUAGCAAAAAAACACCAAUUGAUCCUAGAAUGAAAAUGGAAUUACGACAUAAGCAGGUUAAAGAAAAGAGUGAGAGCAGGAAACGGGAUCUUGAAAAGACAAGAAGGGAAAAAGUUGCAAGAAAAGAAGCUCAACACUUAGCGAGGCAGCAGCUGUUACAAGAAGAGAAAGAAAAACAGGCAAAGGCAAAAAGGGAAGAGGUGUUAUUGCAAAAAGAAAUGGCAAGAAUACGAAAGGCAAUGGAAGAAGAAAAUAAACUUAGGAAGGAGCAAAGACAAUGGGAGCAACAACUAGAGAUUGAGGCAGAAAUGCUGGCACGUCAGGAGAUGCAGCAGCAACAACAGAUAAAGGAACAACAACAUCGUGAACAAAAGCAGGCAACUGAGGAGAUGAGAAGACUAUUGCUGCAGCAGAUGGAAGAAAGAGCUGCUGCAGACACCAAAAUGAAUUUACAGCUUCUUCAGAAAUACUUUUCGGCUUGGUAUUCAGUGCUAGUUAAUCAGAGAAUAAAGCUUGGAAAGGCUCGUGCUCUGGCUGACUGGAAAAUAAAACUACGAGCAUGGAAUGCUUGGAGAGCCUAUAUUUGGCAUAUUCAGUCUGACAAGGAGGCAGAAGCUAUUGCUGCAGAAAUGAAAGAAAAACACAGAAAAGACCAACUUGCCUACAAGCUAUACCGCAAAAAUCUUUUGCAUCGUUGUGUACAAGGCUGGCGACUGUUUGUCCAUCACAGUCAACAGGAACGUGAACUUGACAGACAACACCAAGAGAAGGCUGACAAAAUGGCUGCUCUACUAGAGGCUGCAGCUACUGGGAAACUCUGGAGUAAGAGUGAAAGCAAACUUCAAACUGAAGUCGAAAAAAUGGGAAUUGAAGAUAUGGAACAACAAAAUGGAGGUGGAAGACUCCAAAAUCAUAUCUGCCAUGAAGCAAAUAAAAGACACUCUACAAGAAAAGAGAAAAAUUCUAAGCUAUUGAUAGAAAAUGUUGAAGAUGAAGAUUUAUUUAGCACAUCAAGACAAGUGGAUGAAAUAUUUUCUCAAGGAGUUCGAAAAYCUAACCCCAAACUGAUCAGUUCAGCAAGGAGUAGUGCUGACAGUCAUCCAUCAGGCUAUCAGUUGCUUCCAGGAAAACCCUUACAGAACACAUGGUGCAACAAACCAGUCCAAGACAAGAAAAUUUCCAGCCCUCUUCRCAAUAAUACCACCCGCAAACCACGCCCAAAACAGAGAACACUUAGUCAUGCAGAUAAAGUUCAGGAUUUAAGGUCGAAGUUGAAAGAYCAACAAGCAAAAACUAAAAAAACYAUACARAGAAGUAGAUCAGUUGAUGUUCUUGAUGUGCAAACCAUAGACUUACAUGGAGMGGAGUCAGUAAGGCAUGAAAGUGAUCAAGCUAGUGAAGUAGAUGUAUGGUCUGAAGUUGAAACUGAAAGAAGUGCUGCUUCAACUAAACUACUAUCAAGAGAACCUAAAAUUAAAUCAGACAAACCUACUACAAAACCAAUACUUCUUGCUAUGGAAGAACGAGCCAAAUUGAGAGCUGAACGAAAAGCCCUUGUAGAAGAAAAGAAAAGAAGAGUAGAAGAAGAGAAACUGGUAAGGUUGCGUGAACAGGAGAAACAACGUCGAAUUGAGGAACUCCGAACUCUUAACUCUAAGGCCACAGAACAUUACUGUAGAACCUUAUUAAUAAAGUACGGACUUUCACCAUGGAAACAGCUGGUUGCUAUGGCACAUCAGAAUAUGUCAAGUGCAGUGGAACACCAUUCCCAGGCACUUGUGAUCACGUGUUUUUAUCCAUGGCUACAAAUUWCCCGGGAAAAUAAAGCGGCAAAGAAUCAAGCUGCUGAGCUGUUAUAUCGGAAGAUACUUAUCAAACGAAGCUGGAAYUCCUGGCGAAAGUAUGGUCAACAUAUGGUAAGACUGGAAAUGGUAGCCGAAGAUUAUUGCUCGGACAUUUUGGUUAAGAAGUAUUUCCAUAAAUGGCAAGAUUACAUCACUACUGAACAGAUACUUUAUUGGGAGAAAGAACGACAAGCCGACGAGCACAAUGAUUUGCGUUUACAAAAGCUUGCACUGAAAUAUUGGAAAAAGCUAAUUCCAAUGGUAAUGGAGGAAAGGAAAAGAGAAAAAAGAAGAACAGAAAUGAGACAAAGGGUCARGGCGUGGUUACCAGACUUUCAAGCAGAAACGAAAUCUUCACCAUAGUUUCAAAAAGGAASCAUUCAAAUCAAGAUUCAUUCAUCCAUCUCGUGGGUUUUAUAUCAUAGUAUUUAUUAAACGUACACAUGAUUUUACUGCUUACACUUCUCCAAGGACUAUAAUUAGUACAAUGUACAAAGAAGAUAUCAUAUGUAAUAAAUAAAUGCCUAUCAACCAUAUUUUAAUUAUUUCUAUUUACACAACGUUUUAUCAGACUCUUGAGAAAGGAUCUCCCAGAAUGCUUUGAUUGAUCGACCCCCUUUUGUUUUUUAUCUGAA
This is a messenger RNA of Exaiptasia diaphana, 3102 nucleotides long. RefSeq names its product coiled-coil domain-containing protein 191. Lineage: Eukaryota; Metazoa; Cnidaria; Anthozoa; Actiniaria; Aiptasiidae. The record is from RefSeq and is a predicted model, not a curated record. The coding region runs from base 119 to 2830 and encodes 903 amino acids. Gene Ontology annotation, molecular function: phosphatase binding. The transcript has 14 exons.